Telopea speciosissima is the source of this 1028-nucleotide messenger RNA. Its product is annotated as protein-tyrosine-phosphatase IBR5-like. Lineage: Eukaryota; Viridiplantae; Streptophyta; Magnoliopsida; Proteales; Proteaceae. Gene Ontology annotation, cellular component: nucleus. Bases 130 to 930 code for a protein of 266 amino acids. The transcript is spliced from 5 exons. The record is from RefSeq and is a predicted model, not a curated record. Gene Ontology annotation, biological process: protein dephosphorylation; auxin-activated signaling pathway; negative regulation of MAP kinase activity. Gene Ontology annotation, molecular function: MAP kinase phosphatase activity; protein tyrosine/serine/threonine phosphatase activity.
UGCCAGUCAUCAGUUUUCAGCCGUACUCGGUUUUUUGUUUCGUCUUCGCACACGAAAACGCAGAACCUUGUGCUGUGGUAUAUCGAUCAUUAAAGGGUUGUUUCUGUAAUCAAUCUGUAGUGAUUAAUCAUGAGGAAGAGGGAGAGAGAGAAUCCAUGCGGGGUUUGUGGGCAUUAUCACAAAUAUGAAGAAGGGGAAGUUUGUGGGAUUUGUGGUCAUCGGAUCCCUGCUUCAUCAGAGAAAUUGGGAUUUCAAACCAGUGCUUUCCCCUCGGAAAUAUUGCCGGAGUUUCUCUACUUGGGCAGCUACGAUAACGCAUCUCGAGCUGAGCUUCUCAAAACUCAAGGGAUCUCUCGUGUGCUCAAUACUGUACCUGCUUGUCAAAAUCUAUACAAGAACUCCUUUACUUACCACUGCCUCCAAGAUGAAAAAAUUUUACCAUUUGAUGACGCAAUUCAGUUUUUAGAGCAAUGUGAAAAGGACAAGGCUCGUGUUCUAGUGCACUGCAUGUCAGGAAAAAAUAGGUCACCAGCUAUUGUAAUAGCAUACCUGAUGAAGUGCAAAGGAUGGAGACUUGCUCAGAGCUAUCAGUGGGUGAAAGAACGGAGGCCAUCUGUUGAAUUAACUUCAGCUGUCUACCAGCAGUUGCAGGAGUAUGAGCAGAAGAUCUAUGGACAGAUUGAAAACAAUCCAGCCUUACCAGUCUUCCAAUUUUCAGAGACACACCCUUUUGUCUUCAAUUUCCCUAAAGCUAAUGAUCCAGUUCCACUCCCUGUUUUCAAUAUGCCUGCUGCAACCUCCCUUUUUAACCGUCCUACUGUGAACUUUCCUCAUGAGUUUACUUUUGGAGCUGGUCAGACUGAGAAGAAGAUGCUUGAUGUUUGUCUCACCCCUCCAAAUGGGAAUGAUACAUUUAUGGAUGGCUCAUGAUUUCAACUGGAGCUUCUGCAUCAAUGAAUUUUAGUCUGAAGUCGGAACCCUGUUGGAACAAGUUUAUAUCCAGAUUUUAGGAUAUGAAGAGGAGAAAA